Messenger RNA from Mangifera indica (mango), 1023 nucleotides. RefSeq lists its product as uncharacterized. The record is from RefSeq and is a predicted model, not a curated record. The coding region runs from base 127 to 816 and encodes 229 amino acids. The transcript is spliced from 4 exons. NCBI's taxonomy places the organism in Eukaryota, Viridiplantae, Streptophyta, Magnoliopsida, Sapindales, Anacardiaceae.
AAGAACCACAAAACCAGGACUCGAAACGUCAAUUUCAAAAACGUUCACCCUGCUCGCUGUGUCGACUCACAAAACAGUUCUCGUUUACGUUUUCUCUGUUGUGAGAAUAAUUGUACUGGUUUAAGCAUGGCUGAGUUCCCUCCGAAUUUGGACGAUGGAGAGCGCUUUAUUCCGUCUGAUAUUUUCGUAAACGAGAAGCCAUGUUAUCGCUUUGUUGAUGACGUGGAGGACCGUUUCAAUGCCCUCUCUUUGCUUCAAAAAACUUAUCACCAUCCUCCUCCUUCUCCUCAUGAGUUUCAGUUUCAGUCCGAGCGGUUCAAGCCGCCGGUUCGGAGCACUGCACUACCUCCUGGUUACUUCGGCGGAGUCGACGGCGGUCUCCAACUUGGCCAAAGGCUUCAUCCUUACACUACGGUGUCGCUUUCAAAACCUCGUUUGGAUUUACAGUCCCUGAGACACCUACCUUCUCUGGUUGAGAGGUGCAGGGAAGCAAGCAUAACUAGGGUUUUGCAGAGACAGCAAAACCGGUUGCUGCAACAAAACCAAAAAGGGCUGGUUGUGGGAGGUGGAAUUGGGUUCAAUGGCGGUUUGGUGAGAGAAUCUGGAGGGACAGGCGUGUUUCAUCCUCGCAUUAUUGAGACUUCUAUUGCCGCUGCAACUUCCUCUGAUGCCAAGAAGAAGAUUGUGAGAAACAGGCAGGAAAAUAAGGCGAGGCAGCAGAGCAACUCCAUGAAAAGGGUAGGGGUAAGCAAACCAGAGGAUUGCCAUUAUCAUCUUCCUCCAGACAUGGGAUUGCCCAGGGACUGGACAUACUGACUCUUCUAUAUCAGUAGUACUGAGCACUAGAAUAAGAGCCUAAAAGCUCUUAGUUAUGUGAAGGGAAAGUUUAGGAUACAUAUAGAUGAAGUAUGAAGAAAUUUAUGCAGGGGUGUUACAUAGAAAGAGAUGAAAAGUCAAUAAUAAUGUGCUAGUACAUCUUUUCCUUAAAUUAUAUAUGGAGUUAGCUGAAUGUUUUAGUCAUAA